UGACGUAACGGUGACCGCGAAGAAUCUCUCUGUAUUUCAUGCAUAAUUAAUUAGCGCUGGCUGAUGGCGGGAAACUAAAUUGACUAGACCCGCGGUAAAAAGACGAUUUAUUUUGUUAAGUGUAGGUUUGUCAUAAACGAAGAACAAGAGUAAGGGAACAUGCCUGUUGUCACACGGCCUAGAAAAGGUGGAAUCGAAGUGCAAGGUAAAAUUGACUUCCCGUGCCGGAAGACACGUUCCAGGAGUGCCGUUUCAAAGAAAAUUCCAUCCAGCAACGAAUCCAACAUCAAGGCAAAUUGUAGGAAAAAACAAACUGAAAGACCAACAAAAAAGAACCAAGAAAUUGUUGACAGAGAUGUGCCUGAAAUCAAUGAAGAACGUGAUAUGAAUUGGUUGGAUGACUUGUUAACUUCAGUGACAUCACCUCAGAAAAGACAACAUGAUAACAAAGAUAAUUUAGAAGAUGUUACUAAACAAGGACUCUCACCACCUAAGAUUAAAAAAACAAGUGUACAGACAACUAGUAGACCAUUACCAUGUCCUAUCAAUACUCAUUCUACUUCACCCAUGAAAGAAUAUCCAUGUCCACAAAGUCCACGACUUUCCUUGAGAAAACUAGAGUUUGAGACUAUUGGUCACUUAAACAGUAAUGAGAACAACCUUCCGAGUGCUAUCUCUAAUGCUAAGCAUUUGGUUGCUAGCCCCCGGAAAUCACCCAGAAAGGAAAAUAUUGUUCCUAAGAUCGUCAGCCCUAAAAAAGGCAUUGGGAAGAUUGAUUUUGACAAGACCCCGAAUGGGAAAGUUAAGAAUCUGUUCAGGAAUGAUGGGGAGUGCUAUAUGAAAGUCAAGAAAGCUUUGCAUACGUCAGUCCCAGAUAGGUUACUAUGCCGUGACAAGGAAACAUCCCAAAUUAUGUCCUUCCUCCAGGCACAUAUAGGGAAGAAGAAGCCGGGAAGUUUAUAUAUCUCUGGGGCACCAGGCACAGGGAAGACGGCAUGCUUGUCACAUAUUAUAAAGCUGGAGAAGGAAUUGAUAAACCAAUGUAAAGUUAUAUUCUUAAACUGUAUGACUUUGAAGUAUAGUCACGCCAUAUUUAGCAAGUUGGCCUCGGAACUUGGUGUCGAAAUAACAAACAAGAAAGACGCGAGCAGACAGCUUGAGCGAGAGUUCACACGGAAAGGGCGAAUGAUCUUAAUGGUUCUGGAUGAGAUCGAUUACCUGGACAGCAAAAACCAAGAAGUGCUUUACACAAUGUUUGAGUGGCCAUCACUUUCAAAGUCCAGAGCAGUAUUAAUAGGGAUUGCUAAUGCCCUGGAUUUGACAGAUCGUAUCUUGCCAAGGCUUCAGGCACGAGUGAACUGCAGGCCAGCGGUUCUGAACUUUGUGCCAUACAGCAAAGACCAGAUUGUCACUAUUUUAGCUGAUAGACUUAAAGAGACGGAUUCAAGUGAGGAAGUGUUUGAGGGCGCUGCAAUCCAGUUUUGUGCACGGAAGGUUUCUUCAGUUGCAGGGGAUAUAAGAAAGGCACUGGAUGUUUGCAGGAGGGCAGUAGACGUCGUAUCCGCGGAUGUUCGAUCACAAACGUUACUGAAGCCUGGAAAGCCAGGCUCAAAAUCACCCAAAAAGCCUUCAAUCCCUGCCUCAGUCACAAAGAAAGUCGGCCUCAUACACAUUUCCAAUGUCAUUUCGGAUGCCUACGACUCCUGCUUAUCUCGUAACUCAGCUGAACACCACGCCUUUCCUCUGCAACAGAAGCUGGCCGUUUGUACUCUCCUGUUGCUAGUGAAGCAUAGUAAAAUGAAGGAUGUUACUUUAGGAAAGUUACAUGAGACCUAUAGCAAGGUGUGUAAAAGCAGGCAUGUACCACCUGUCGACCAAUCAGAAUUCCUGUCUCUGUGUCACCUUAUUGAAACAAGAGGUAUAAUUGGUCUGAAGAAAUCAAAAGAGACAAGACUAACAAAGAUUUGUCUAAAGCUUGCAGAGAAGGAGGUUGAAUUUGCCUUACAAGACAAGGUGCUACUGUCCUCCAUAUUGAGUGCUGGCCUACCCUCCAAGAAAUAAUGUGAUAUGCAGCUAUUUUAAAAUUAGUAAUCUCACAAGUUGUCCUGUUUAAUUUUGAGGCCUACUUUUAGCCUUUCUCUGAUUAAUGAAAAUUUAAACAUCCUGGGUUUUCCAACCCAUGAUUGGCCAAAAUAUAACAUGUGAUUCAUGUGAUGUCAUUAGAUAUUUGUCUGUCAGGCGUAAAAGGCAGGGUUUGAUCAGGUUGUUUGAAAUUGUAUAUUUGUUUAUGACAUCUGUUCAAAUAAUUUGUCUUACCAUUUGUUGGAAGUUGUACAAAAUGAUCUACUGUACCCCAGCACAAAAAAUCUGACCAAACAUUUAAUGAUUUACUGAAAAGCUCUGUCCAGAAUAUGAAAUUAUAUUUGGCAUAAAACUGUUGUAUGACUAUAUAGUUAUGAUGUACCUAUAUAUGGACAUGAUGUGAUGUCAUCAUGACCAUAUUUAGGCAUGUCACAUGUUUUUCUCAAAUCAGCUUUUAGUCUGGACAGGGCUGAACCAAUAUCUUAUCAAACCUAAUUUGAUCUGACAGACAAAAAUCACAGCUGUAAACUAACUGUACAAGAAACAUUGUAAUAUAUAUACUGUGCAUAAUGCUGUAGUGAGAGUAAAUUCUUUCAUAAUAAAUUGCCAAUUUUUUAAAAAUAAAAUAAUUAAUAACAAGUUUCAGCUUUAAUUUUAAGU
Anneissia japonica is the source of this 2742-nucleotide messenger RNA. RefSeq names its product cell division control protein 6 homolog. The record is from RefSeq and is a predicted model, not a curated record. Lineage: Eukaryota; Metazoa; Echinodermata; Crinoidea; Comatulida; Comatulidae. Gene Ontology annotation, molecular function: DNA replication origin binding; ATP hydrolysis activity. Gene Ontology annotation, biological process: cell division; DNA replication initiation; mitotic DNA replication checkpoint signaling. The coding region runs from base 160 to 2061 and encodes 633 amino acids. The transcript has 11 exons. Gene Ontology annotation, cellular component: nucleus.